This is a messenger RNA of Elephantulus edwardii (Cape elephant shrew), 871 nucleotides long. RefSeq names its product RAS-like, family 12 (gene RASL12). The record is from RefSeq and is a predicted model, not a curated record. The coding region runs from base 71 to 871 and encodes 266 amino acids. The transcript is spliced from 5 exons. Gene Ontology annotation, molecular function: GTP binding; GTPase activity. NCBI's taxonomy places the organism in Eukaryota, Metazoa, Chordata, Mammalia, Macroscelidea, Macroscelididae.
ACGGGCGGGCGCGCGGCUCGGGCACUGGCCCUUCUCCCCAACACCCCGUGCCACAAUUCACAGCGUCACCAUGUCCUCGGUGUUCGGAAAACCCCGCGCGGGCAGCGGGCCACAGAGCGCGCCCCCCGAAGUCAACUUGGCCAUCCUGGGGCGCCGCGGGGCGGGCAAGUCUGCCCUGACUGUGAAAUUUCUGACCAAGAGGUUUAUCAAUGAAUAUGACCCCAACUUGGAGGACACCUACAGCUCUGAGGAGACCGUGGACCACCAGCCUGUCCUUCUGAGGGUCAUGGAUACUGCAGACCCGGACACCCCCAGGAACUGCGAGCGCUACCUGAACUGGGCCCACGCCUUCCUGGUGGUGUACAGCGUCGACAGCCGCCAGAGCUUCGAGGGCAGCAGCAGCUACCUGGAGCUCCUCGCGCUGCAGGCCAAGGAGACCCAGCGGGGCUACCCCACUGUGCUGCUGGGCAACAAGCUGGACAUGGCCCAGUACAGGCAGGUCACCAAGGCUGAGGGCGCGGCACUGGCAGGCAGGUUCGGGUGCCUGUUUUUCGAGGUCUCCGCCUGCCUGGACUUUGAGCACGUGCAGCACGUCUUCCAUGAGGCCGUGCGAGAGGCCCGGAGGGAGUUGGAGAGGAGCCCCCUGGCCCGCCCCCUCUACAUCUCGGAGGAGAGGGCCCUGUCCCACCAGGCCCCGCUCACUGCCCGCCAUGGCCUGGCCAGCUGCUCCUUCAACACCCUCUCCACCGUCAGCCUGAAGGAGAUGCCCACGGUGGCCCAAGCCAAGCUGGUCACUGUGAAGUCAUCCCGGGCCCAGAGCAAGCGGAAGGCGCCCACCCUGACCCUGCUGAAGGGCUUCAAGAUCUUCUGA